Molecule: messenger RNA, 1344 nt
Organism: Aspergillus mulundensis
Lineage: Eukaryota; Fungi; Ascomycota; Eurotiomycetes; Eurotiales; Aspergillaceae
Product: tubulin beta chain
Exons: 8
Coding region: 1-1344 (447 amino acids)
Biological process (GO): microtubule cytoskeleton organization; mitotic cell cycle
Cellular component (GO): microtubule; cytoplasm
Molecular function (GO): structural constituent of cytoskeleton; GTPase activity; GTP binding
Source: RefSeq, a predicted model, not a curated record
AUGCGUGAGAUUGUUCACCUCCAGACCGGCCAGUGUGGUAACCAAAUUGGUGCUGCUUUCUGGCAGACCAUCUCCGGUGAGCACGGCCUCGAUGGCUCCGGUGUUUACAAUGGUACCUCCGACCUCCAGCUCGAGCGUAUGAACGUCUACUUCAACGAGGCCAGCGGUAACAAGUACGUUCCCCGUGCCGUCCUCGUCGAUCUCGAGCCCGGUACUAUGGACGCCGUCCGUGCCGGUCCCUUCGGCGAGCUCUUCCGUCCCGACAACUUCGUUUUCGGUCAGUCCGGUGCUGGUAACAACUGGGCCAAGGGUCACUACACUGAGGGUGCCGAACUUGUCGACAACGUUGUCGAUGUUGUCCGUCGUGAGGCUGAGGGUUGCGACUGCCUCCAGGGUUUCCAGAUUACCCACUCUCUCGGUGGUGGUACCGGUGCCGGUAUGGGUACCCUCCUGAUCUCCAAGAUCCGUGAGGAGUUCCCCGACCGUAUGAUGGCCACUUUCUCCGUCGUUCCCUCCCCCAAGGUUUCCGACACUGUUGUUGAGCCUUACAACGCCACUCUUUCCGUUCACCAGCUCGUUGAGCACUCUGACGAGACCUUCUGUAUCGAUAACGAGGCUCUCUACGAUAUCUGCAUGCGCACCCUCAAGCUCUCCAACCCCUCCUACGGUGACCUGAACCACCUCGUCUCCGCUGUCAUGUCCGGUGUCACCACUUGCCUUCGUUUCCCUGGUCAGCUCAACUCUGACCUCCGCAAGCUGGCUGUCAACAUGGUUCCCUUCCCUCGUCUGCACUUCUUCAUGGUCGGCUUCGCUCCUCUGACCAGCCGUGGCGCCUACUCCUUCCGCGCCGUCUCCGUUCCCGAGUUGACCCAGCAGAUGUUCGACCCCAAGAACAUGAUGGCUGCUUCCGACUUCCGCAACGGUCGCUACCUCACCUGCUCCGCUAUCUUCCGUGGAAAGGUCUCCAUGAAGGAGGUUGAGGACCAGAUGCGCAACAUCCAGAGCAAGAACCAGUCCUACUUCGUCGAGUGGAUCCCCAACAACAUCCAGACCGCUCUCUGCUCUAUUCCUCCCCGCGGCCUUAAGAUGUCCUCCACCUUCAUUGGAAACUCCACCUCUAUCCAGGAGCUCUUCAAGCGUGUUGGUGAUCAGUUCACUGCUAUGUUCCGUCGCAAGGCUUUCUUGCAUUGGUACACUGGUGAGGGUAUGGACGAGAUGGAGUUCACUGAGGCUGAGAGCAACAUGAACGAUCUCGUUUCCGAGUACCAGCAGUACCAGGACGCCUCCAUCUCCGAAGGCGAGGAGGAGUACGCCGAGGAGGAGAUGAUGGAGGGUGAGGAAUGA